AUGGGCAUCAUCUCCAGCUGUUGCUCCCACGAUGCCAGCGUGGAGGCAGAGGAGAACAAGUCGACGAUGAAGAAGGAACCGUCGCCGACCAAAGCAGACGCCACGGAAAUGGCCGUGCCGCCUGCAGCCUCCCGGGAGAAAGAGCGGAUGGUCGAGAAGUCCGCCAAGGUCACAGCGAGCGGCUCCGAAUAUGAGAUUACCCUGGACAAGAGCACGGGUAAAAGGCUGGGCAUCGAUGUGGAUCACAAGGAUGGAAAGACAUUGCUGAUUGAAUGCAUCAAUGAAGGUCUGGUGAAGGACUGGAACGACACGGCACCCGACGAGACGAAGGCUUGGGCGCUGGUUGUUUCCGCCGACCCUGUGGCCGAGCUUUCUGCGGCGGUGCUGCACGCUGGGCUCCGGGCAGAGGUGGUAGCUCCAGCGACUGCACUCAGCUGCAUCGGUCGAUUGCCGGGCCGGCUGGCAGUGGUUCUGGCGCAGUCACCCGAGAAGGACUUCCUCCGAACCCUGCGAAGAGGUCAUGGUCAAGUCUUCACCAUUGCAAUGGACGAGGCUUUCGCCCGCUGCCCGGCUUCGCGGCUAGCUGCUUUCGAUGCGGGAGCCCGCAUGGUCACCUCGUCGGUCGCUGCUGUAAGGGAAGCACUGGCCAAGGUCUCUGCGGUUUUCAGCAGCGCCGGGCCUUUCGCUUGCACGGCAUGCGGACUCGGCCCGCUGUCGGAGAAUGCCCUGCACUUGCACAUGCACUUCCACCAUGCCGUGGACGCAGUGCCGGAGGAUUCGUGCCCGAUUUGCGCAGAGCGGCCGUCGAAUUUGGCGGUUCACCUGCACAACAGCCAUGGCCCGCCCACAGAGCGGGAGCCGCCACGGGCUCCCUAUGCGACCUUCGCAUGGUGCGUUUGCCGUCGACUCGACGGUCGGUUUCUGCUCGUGAACGAGCCCUCGGGAAUCGCCGGGGGCCGACCCAACUUCUGGUUGCCUGCCGGCCGCGUCGACCGAGGAGAGUCGUUGCAGGAGGCCUGCCGGCGUGAGGCAUUGGAGGAAGCCGGCAUCUCUGUGAAAGUGACAGGGCUCCUGCGCCUGAUGGUCGACAGCCACCAGACUCUGCGCGCGGUCUUCUUGGCCGAGCCCGAGGACGAUGCCCACGCCGAGCCGAAGAGCGUUCCCGACUGGGAGAGCGUUGGUGCUAUGUGGGCAGAGGUAGCGGACAUCCAAAAGUUGAAGGAGUCCGACUUCAGGAACCCGGAUCCUCAGGAGCUGUAUCCCAAAGUGGCAUCUGGAAGCCUGAAGCCACAGCCGGUUGACACCAAGGAGUUCGUGGCUCUGGAGGCGCUGAUCCGACGGCUGACAGCUGGCGACCGGAAGGCUCCGCGAGAGCUGGAGGGCCUUUGGAGGAGUGUGCAAGCUGCCUAUCCUCCGGCUGUCUUCACGCGAGCUUGA
This is a messenger RNA of Symbiodinium sp. CCMP2592, 1437 nucleotides long. NCBI's taxonomy places the organism in Eukaryota, Dinophyceae, Suessiales, Symbiodiniaceae. The record is from the annotation of a GenBank genome assembly.